UGUGCUGCUAUCACUAUUCCGUUAUUGCAAUUUUUUUGUACUAAAAGCGCUCGCUCGCUCUGCCUGCAAUGGGGAUUUUCCCUCCCUGUCAUUCUUCAGAGAUGUUGGAGAAAUUUCUGGGAAGCGUGUGUGGGAAGACGCGGGAUGAGCCCAAGAUUCAGGAGAAGAAGAUUCAAGGCAGAGUCGUGUUGAUGAAGAAGAAUGUAAUGGACGCUGCCGAUGUCGGCGCUUCCGUUCUUGAUCGGCUUCACGAGAUUUUCGGCAGAGGCGUGUCGUUUCAGCUUAUCAGUGCUGAAAAGACUGAUCUUGCAAAUGGGAAAAGAGGGAAACUAGGAAAAGAAGCUUACUUGGAGGGUUGGGUAUCAAAGUUCACUUCACUGACUGCUGAAGCUGAGGCCACAUUCGACGUAUCAUUUAAAUGGGACGAAUCUCUGGGAGUUCCCGGUGCUUUCAUUGUCCGAAACCAUCAUCAUAGUCAGUUUUACCUUAAGACGGUAACGCUGGAAGAUGUUCCGGGACAUGGUCCAGUCCACUUUGUCUGCAAUUCUUGGGUCUAUCCUGCGCAUUGUUACAAGUAUGAUCGUGUCUUCUUCACAAACAAGGCGUACCUGCCGUCUGACACACCAGAGCCUCUCCGGGUUUAUAGAGAACAAGAGCUGAUAAAUCUUCAAGGAAACGGCUCUGGCAUGCUAAAGGAGUGGGACAGAGUGUAUGACUAUGCAUACUAUAACGACUUGGGGAGUCCUGAGAAAGGAAAAGAUUAUGCUCGUCCGGUGCUUGGUGGAUCGAAAGAUUAUCCAUAUCCUCGUCGAGGUAGAACAGGCCGCCGACCAAACAAAAAAGAUCUCAACACUGAGAGCCGACUGUUCCUUCUUAGUUUAAACACUUAUGUCCCUCGAGACGAAAAGUUCAACCAAGUCAAGUUUUCAGAUUUCAUCGGUUAUUCUCUUAAAUCUCUCGUUCAAGUAUUGAUCCCAGAGAUCAAAGCUGUGUUUGACAAGACUAUAAAUGAGUUUGACACCUUUGAAGAUGUGCUGAACCUGUAUGAAGGUGGAAUUAAGCUGCCUGAUGGCCACACACUACACAAAAUCAGGGAGUGUGUUCCGUGGGAGUUGAUCAAGGAACUUAUUCGUUCAGAUGGUGAACGUUUUCUUAAGUUCCCAAUGCCUGAUGUGAUCAAAGAGGACAGAACGGCUUGGAGAACAGAUGAGGAGUUUGGACGAGAAAUGCUAGCUGGAGUGAACCCUGUUGUCAUCCGACGACUCCAGGAGUUUCCACCAACUAGCAAGCUAGACCCUCAAGCUUAUGGCGACCAGAACAGUACCAUCACGAGGGAGCACAUCGAGAAAAACAUGAAUGGUCUUACUGUAGAUGAAGCGAUUGAGAACAAUAAGUUGUUCAUAUUAGAUCAUCAUGAUGCACUUAUGCCAUACCUCAGAAGGAUUAACACCACGACGACAAAAACCUAUGCCAGCCGAACUGUCCUUCUACUCCAAGAUGAUGGAACUUUGAAGCCACUGGCAAUAGAGUUGAGCUUGCCACACGAAGAUGGUGAUGAGCAAGGGGCUGUGAGCGAAGUAUUUACUCCGUGUGAUGAAGGAGUCGGAAGUUCAAUUUGGCAGCUUGCAAAAGCUUAUGCUGCAGUAAACGAUUCGGGCUAUCAUCAGCUCAUAAGCCACUGGUUGAACACACAUGCUGUGAUUGAGCCUUUCGUAAUUGCAUCGAACAGACAGCUGAGCGUGCUGCACCCGAUAUACAAACUUCUGAAACCUCAUUUCCGUGAUACAGUACACAUAAACGCCUUGGCCCGGCAGAUCCUCAUCAAUGCCGGCGGUGUACUCGAGAGAACUGUCUUCCCAGCAAGAUAUGCCAUGGAAAUGUCUUCUGCCAUUUACAAAAACUGGAACUUCACAGAGCAGGCACUUCCUCAAGAUCUGAUCAAAAGAGGAAUAGCAGUUCCUGACCCAACCCAGCCCCAAGGGCUUCGGCUCCUCAUUGAGGACUAUCCUUUCGCUGUUGAUGGCUUAGAAAUUUGGUCUGCAAUUGAACUCUGGGUCAAAGAAUACUACUCUUUCUAUUACCCCACAGAUGAAAAGAUCCAAGGAGACUCAGAACUACAGUCUUGGUGGACGGAGCUGCGUGAAGUUGGACACGGUGACCUAAGGGAUGAGCCGUGGUGGCCUAAUAUGCAGACACGAGCAGAACUCAUCCAUGCAUGCACAAUAAUUAUAUGGAUAGCGUCUGCGCUUCAUGCUGCCGUAAACUUCGGACAGUAUCCUUAUGCAGGAUAUCUCCCAAACCGCCCCACUGUCAGCCGACGUUUCAUGCCUAAACCGGGAACUCCCGAGUAUGCUGAGCUCGAGUCGAAUCCAGAUUCCGCCUUCCUCAAAACUAUAACAGCCCAAUUCCAAACUCUACUUGGUGUUUCUCUAAUAGAAAUACUCUCUAGGCACUCUACAGAUGAAAUUUAUCUUGGGCAGCAAGAGUCUCCCGACUGGACUGCAGAUGCUCACCCGCGAGAGGCGUUUGAACGAUUCAGUGCAGCAUUGGUGGAAAUUGAAUCAAGGAUCACAGACAGAAACAAAGACGGGAGAUUGAGGAACCGGUCGGGGCCGGUUAAGAUGCCGUAUAUGUUGUUGUAUCCGAAUACAUCGGACAACAGUAAAGAGGGAGGACUCACUGGAAAGGGAAUUCCAAACAGCAUAUCGAUUUGAAACUUGUUGGAGUGCAAAGCCAUUAGGAAAAAAUUCUUGGAGGGUAGUAGAAAGAUUUGUGGAGUGAAUCUCUGUGUUCUUGAACUAGUAGAUGAUGUGCUGAGUUUGAUAUUCUUCACCAUUUAUUAUAUAAUAAGAAAAGUGUUCUUUUCA
Sesamum indicum (sesame) is the source of this 2867-nucleotide messenger RNA. RefSeq names its product putative linoleate 9S-lipoxygenase 5. Gene Ontology annotation, molecular function: metal ion binding; protein binding; oxidoreductase activity, acting on single donors with incorporation of molecular oxygen, incorporation of two atoms of oxygen. Gene Ontology annotation, biological process: lipid oxidation. The record is from RefSeq and is a predicted model, not a curated record. NCBI's taxonomy places the organism in Eukaryota, Viridiplantae, Streptophyta, Magnoliopsida, Lamiales, Pedaliaceae.